AUGGAGGUGGUGGGGGACUUCGAGUACAGCAAGAGGGACCUCGUGGGACACGGGGCUUUCGCCGUGGUCUUUCGGGGGCGGCACCGUCAGAAAACUGAUUGGGAGGUAGCUAUUAAAAGUAUUAAUAAGAAGAACUUGUCAAAAUCACAACUACUGCUUGGAAAGGAAAUUAAAAUUUUAAAGGAACUUCAACAUGAAAAUAUUGUCACACUCUAUGAUGUUCAGGAAUUACCGAACUCUCUCUUUCUGGUGAUGGAGUAUUGCAAUGGUGGAGACUUGGCAGAUUAUUUGCAAGCUAAAGGCACUCUCAGUGAAGAUACCAUCAGAGUGUUUCUACAUCAGAUUGCAGCUGCAAUGAGAAUCUUGCACAGCAAAGGGAUAAUCCACAGGGACCUUAAACCCCAGAACAUCUUGUUGUCCUACGCUAGUCAUAGAAAGUCAAGUGUUAGCGGUAUCCGCAUUAAAAUAGCGGAUUUUGGAUUUGCUCGUUACUUGCAUAGUAAUAUGAUGGCAGCAACACUAUGUGGAUCACCAAUGUACAUGGCUCCUGAAGUUAUUAUGUCUCAACAUUACGAUGCUAAGGCUGACCUGUGGAGCAUAGGAACAGUGAUCUACCAAUGUCUAGCUGGAAAACCACCUUUUCAGGCCAGUAGUCCUCAAGACCUGAGAAUGUUUUAUGAAAAACACAGGAGCUUACUGCCUAGUAUUCCCAAAGAAACAUCACCUUAUUUGGCUAAUCUCCUUUUGGGUUUGCUUCAGAGAAAUCAAAAAGAUAGAAUGGACUUUGAAACAUUUUUUAGUCAUCCUUUUCUGGAGCAAGUUCCAGUUAAAAAAUCUUGUCCAGUUUCAGUACCUGUGUGUGGUGGUUCUGUCACUGGAAGCUCUUGUGCCACCUCUCCAUCUUGCCGGUUUUCCUCACCACCAUCCCUUCCAGAUGCACAGCUUAUGCAGGAAGAAAAUUUAUCUUCCCCACCAUUGGGUCCUCCUAACUAUCUACAAGUGUCCAAAGAUUCUGCCAGUUCUAGUAGCAAGAACUCUUCUUGUGAUACGGAUGACUUUGUUUUGGUUCCGCACAACAUCUCAUCAGAUCAUUCAUAUGAUAUGCUAGUGGGAACUGCUGGCAGACAUGCUUCAAAUGAGAUCUUCAUGUGUGGAGGGCAGUGUCAGCCUACAGUGUCACCUCAUAGUGAAACAAUGCCAAUCCCAGUUCCUACUCAGAUAAGAAAUUAUCAGCGUAUAGAGCAGAAUCUGUCCUCUGUCCCCAGCUCUGGCACAAAUCUGCAUGGUUCUCCAAGAUCUUCAGUUGUACGAAGGUCUAAUACCAGCCCAACGGGCUUCCUCCGUCUGGGAUCCUGCUCCCCGGUGCCAGGAGACACAGUACAAACAGUUGGACGAAGACUCUCUACUGGGUCUUCAAGGCCUUAUUCGCCUUCCCCUUUGGUUGGUACCAUUCCUGAGCAAGUUAGUCAGUGCUGUUGUGGGCAUCCUCAGGGCCAUGAAUCCAGGAGUAGAAAUGCCUCAGGUUCUCCAGUGCUACAGGCUCAGUCACCACAGUCUGUCUUACUGGGUGCUCGACUGCAGAGCACCCCCACCCUUACCGACAUCUAUCAGAACAAGCAGAAGCUGAGAAAGCAGUACUCUGAUCCUGUGUGCCCUUCUCAUACUGGGGUUGGUUACAGCUACUCCCCUCAACCCAGUCGGCCUGGCAACCUGGGAGCCUCUCCCACCAAGCACAUGGGAUCCUCUCCACGAAAUUCUGACUGGUUCUUUAAAACUCCUUUACCAACUAUUAUUGGCUCUCCUACUAAGACUUCAGCUCCUUUAAGAAUCCCUAAAACACAAGCAUCUUCCAACUUGGUAGCUUUGAUCACUCAUCAGGGACCAGGAGAAGGGCAGUCUAGAGAUGGAAAUGACCCACUGGAAUGCUUGCACUGUGUCUCAGUACAAGGAGCUGAGAAGCAGAGGGCAGGCCAGAAGAAAAAGGCAGUGUUUGGCAGGUCUGUUAGUACAGGGAAAUUAUCAGAUCAACAAAUAAAGACAUCCUUAGGUGGACAACUGCAUCAGGAUAAUACGGAAAGUUUAAAUACAGAGCGACCAAUGGAUAUAGCUCCUGUAGGACCCUGUGGCAUUGUGCUGACACCACCUGUAGGACCACCAGCAAGUUCUAGGGCUGUCCUGUUUACUGUGGGGUCACCUCCCCACAGUGCCACCACCCCUGCUUGUACCCAUAUUGUCUUUCGAACAAGAACAACUUCAGGAGGAUCCAGCAGUUCUGGAGGCUCCCUCUGUGCGGCACAUGGCGGUGUGUGCUUGGGCUCCCCACCUGGCGGAUGUUUAGGGUCCUCCCCUCCACAAGCAGAUGCAGCUCCCAGUCUGAGAUACAUACCUUAUGGUACUUCACCCCCGAGCUUAGAGGGGCUCAUCACCUUUGAAGCUCCUGAAUUGCCUGAGGAGACACUAAUGGAGCAAGAACAUACAGAUACCUUACGCCAUCUGAAUAUGACACUGAUGUUUACUGAGUGUGUCCUGGAUCUGACAGCCAUGCAAGCAGGAAACCCAGAACUCUGUAUAUCUGCUGUCUCCUUGUACCAGAUUCAAGAGAGUGUGGUUGUGGACCAUAUCAGCCAGCUGAGCAAAGAUUGGGGACAAGUGGAACAGCUGGUAUUAUACAUGAAGGCAGCACAGUUGCUAGCAGCUUCUCUACACCUUGCCAAGGCCCGGAUAAAGUCUGGGAAGCUAAGCCCAUCCACAGCGGUGAAGCAAGUUGUCAGAAAUCUGAAUGAACGAUAUAAAUUCUGCAUCACAAUGUGCAAGAAACUUACAGAAAAACUGAAUCAUUUCUUCUCUGACAAACAAAGAUUUAUUGAUGAAAUCAAUAGAGUUUCUGCAGAGAAACUCAUCUAUAAUUGUGCUGUAGAGAUGGUUCAGUCUGCAGCUCUGGAUGAUAUGUUUCAGCUGACUGAAGAUACUGCUUAUCGAUAUCAUAAGGCAGCCCUUCUUUUGGAAGGCCUAACUAAGAUUUUACAGGACCCUGCGGAUAUUGAAAAUGUAAUUAAAUAUAAAUGUUGUAUUGAAAGAAGAUUAUCAGCACUCAGCUGUAGCACUGUGACUUUGUGAGCAGCAGGCAUGUCCCAUGGGCCAGACUAGGGAAUGUGAGGUGAUACAUUUGGGAGUUCAGCAUGCAUUCUAUUGUCCUAUCCUCCAGAAACUGUAGCUUCAUAACUGGUGAUUACCAAAGAAUAUGCAGUGAUUU
Molecule: messenger RNA, 3253 nt
Organism: Elephantulus edwardii (Cape elephant shrew)
Lineage: Eukaryota; Metazoa; Chordata; Mammalia; Macroscelidea; Macroscelididae
Gene: ULK2
Product: unc-51 like autophagy activating kinase 2
Exons: 27
Coding region: 1-3117 (1038 amino acids)
Biological process (GO): autophagy; protein autophosphorylation; peptidyl-serine phosphorylation
Cellular component (GO): autophagosome; cytoplasm
Molecular function (GO): ATP binding; protein serine/threonine kinase activity
Source: RefSeq, a predicted model, not a curated record